UGUGGAACAAUGAACCAAAUCUUUUUGCUUAGGAGUUUUUAAGAUAUGACUACCAAACAACUUCUACUUUUUUAAACUUCUUAUUUUUAGCUUUAACUUUAGAGUAGCUUGUAAGUAAAUAGUAAGCCGGGUCAAACAUAACCUUAACUAAUGGGAUCUUAAUAAAUUUGAUACUUAUUGUCUCUCUUCUAAGAUAUUGGUUUACAGAAAUCUAUAUUUUGAGAAAAUAUGACAUUUAAACAUUUGUUUUAGGCCACACUACAGUGUCAAUAUGACAGCAGUUCAAGUUGGCCAAACUUUCCUUAGUCUAUCAAUAGAUGCUUCAGCACAAGGGGACGGAAAAGGGACAAUAAUUGACAGUGGUACAACCUUGGCCUAUCUGCCUGAAGGGAUUUAUGAGCCGCUAGUAUCCAAGAUCAUUUCUCAGCAAACUGGUCUAAAAGUUCAGACUCUCCAUGACGAGUAUACAUGCUUUCAAUAUUCUGAGAGUGUUGAUGAUGGAUUUCCAGCUGUCACAUUUUAUUUUGAAAAUGGACUCUCGUUAAAGGUUUAUCCACAUGAUUACUUGUUUCUCUCUGGAGAUUUCUGGUGUAUUGGUUGGCAAAAUAGUGGGACACAAUCAAGAGAUAACAAAAAUAUGACCCUAUUAGGAGAUUUAGUGCUUUCAAAUAAACUUGUCUUCUACGACCUAGAAAAUCAGGCUAUUGGAUGGACCGAGUACAACUGUUCUUCAAGCAUUAAAGUGAAGGAUGAGCGCACAGGAACGGUCCAUUUAGUUGGUUUCCACUACAUUUCUUUUGCAUGCGUUUUAAACAUCAACGGAAUGAUGAUCUUGUUUCUACUUGCUCUGCUACAUACACUGGUUUAUUGAAACAGAACAGCAAAUACAUAUACUAAAGUCAAAAUUAUGGCAACAGGAUUUGGAAAUAGAAAGGACAAAAAAUGCUAAGUGAGAAAUUGAGUUUUCAGGAACUUGCAUGAUUUUUAAAUGUAAUCUUGAAGGGAGACUAGGACACUGACCAUUGGGAACCUUCGCUGUGGGUCAAAUUUUUCAUCCCAAUCCCCAUGGUGAAUAUGUAAAUUACAUCCACCAAUUGUAUAUGUUAUUAGACUUAGCUUCGCUCUCAAUGCCAAAUGUAUAAUUCUCAUGCGACAACCUACGCAUGUAACGCAACUUUUAAUUGCAAAUAUUUAAGUUAGUUAUUGUUGACCA
Messenger RNA from Vigna umbellata (rice bean), 1213 nucleotides. RefSeq names its product Eukaryotic aspartyl protease family protein. NCBI's taxonomy places the organism in Eukaryota, Viridiplantae, Streptophyta, Magnoliopsida, Fabales, Fabaceae. Gene Ontology annotation, molecular function: aspartic-type endopeptidase activity. The record is from RefSeq and is a predicted model, not a curated record. Gene Ontology annotation, biological process: proteolysis.